AUGCUGCCCCCUUUAAAACAAACUAGGGAGGGCGUUGUGACUCUAACCUGCUACAUAAAAGAUUUCUACCCAAAAGAACUCUACGUGUCGUGGCUGAUUGACGAUAAGGACGCCACACACGACUUCAGAACCACCGGCAGCAUGGAAGCAAAUGGCGCCUUCGAGGCCUACAGCCGCCUGAGCGUGCCCCUGAGCGAGUGGGACGUCCCAGAGCGGGCGUACAGUUGCCUGGUUCACCACGAGUCCGUAGAGCAAAACAAAAUCUACGUCAGGUCCAUCACGCAGAACUCUCCGCAGCAGACAACCAUGGUCAACCUCAACAUGCGGAUCUCGGACCGGUGCAAGGCCCAGUAG
Messenger RNA from Knipowitschia caucasica, 354 nucleotides. Lineage: Eukaryota; Metazoa; Chordata; Actinopteri; Gobiiformes; Gobiidae. The record is from the annotation of a GenBank genome assembly.